AUGUAAACAAGAAAUUGGAGAAAGAAAAAACAACUUUUAGAAAAGUUAGCCAGAAAAAAUGAAGCAAGUACUAGAGCAAUAUAUAAUUGAUAGUAGCCUAGGCUAAAAAUGACCAGUAGUUAUUUGAAAGUAAUAGGGAAUUUUUCUAGAGAUUCUAAAAUUUCUAUGAAAAUGUUAAGGAUAUAAUGAUUCCAUCUUUAUAGUAAUUUAAUUUUGUAUUCAGGUUUCUACAGGAAUAAUUUCAUAUUUGUGAAUUAUUAACUGAUUAAGAAGUGUAUAAAUUAUAAAAGGAUUUACAUGAUUAAUGGAUUCCUAAGUUAAGAAAAAAUUGGACUGAUGAUGAUGGAUAAAUUCUUAUUUGGAUAGUAUUAAAAAUUUGUUCAAGAGAUGGAAUAAAUAUAAGGAAAAUAGUAAAUUUUCAUAUAAUUUAAGCCUAAUAAAAUUUGGGAGGAGGUUGUAGAGUUAAUUAGUCGACGUACAGUUGAAUAAUGCAAAAAUAAAUGGAACGGUUUAUUGAAAUUAUCAUUAUAAUAAAUUCCAUGGACUGAAGAAUAAGAUUUAUUUUUGUUUGAUUUAAUAAAGUAAAUUUAAUUUUAAUUAUUAAGAAAAAGUAGAGAGGAGGGUAAAUAAAACAAAUGGUGCAGAUUAGCAAAUCUAAUAAAUAUAUAAUUUAAAGAAUCACCAAGAACAGGAAAAUAAUGUCGAGAAAGAUGGAAUAACCAUUUAAAUCCAGAUAUUAAUAGACAUCCAUGGAAUCUUGAGGAGGAUAUUGAAUUAUUGGAAAUCGUUAAAAAACAUUAAAGAAAAUGGGCAUUUAUAUCAAAAAAUUUAAAGAUUAAAAGAAGUGAAAAUGCUGUUAAAAAUAGGUUUAAUUGUUUACUUAAAAAAAAUCAUUGUACUUCUAUUACAACUCUCAUUAAUACCUUAAAGAAUAGAUUUAAAACUGAAAACCCUUCAAUUCAUUUAUCAGCAUUCAAAAAUUAAAAAAUUAACCUUUAAUAUAAAGACCAAAAAAAAUAACAUCAUCUAAAUAAGUCAAAGAAUUAAACAUAAUUUACAAUAGGAAUGUUCAAUAAUUUAAAUUUAUCUGAUUUGAAUAACCUUUAGCCAGCCUUUUAUAAUCCAAAUACAGAAUCAAUUAUACUAAGUACAAAGUAAUAAUUAUAAACCCUCCUUAAUCAUCAAAUGGUUAAAGUUGAGAAUGAAAUAAAUAUGAAUUUAUUUGGUGAAUUGAAUAUGUAGUAACCAGAACUUUCAAAUCAUCCAUCUAGUCUAUUAAAUAUUAUUAAUGAUCCUUACAAUUUCGUAAGAUAUGUACCUUGUGUUGUACCUAAUUUUAUAUAAAAUUAAUAAGGAACUGAAGAUAAAAAGUAAUUUAUAAUAAUUACAUUUAGAUCUCAAUUUAAUAUUCCUGGUUUAUCAGCCUAAAAUAAUUAAUAAUAAGGACUUUUGAGAAAUAAAAAUUCUAGUUCAUUCACAUUUUUUACAACUCAAUAAUAAAGUGAUACUACAGAUAAAUCAAUAUAAAACAACAGUUCAAUAGAGUAGCAAGAUUUAAAUAAUCUGAGUAAAUAAUAAAUUGAAUUCACAGUCAAUUAAUGA
Paramecium sonneborni is the source of this 1602-nucleotide messenger RNA. The record is from the annotation of a GenBank genome assembly. NCBI's taxonomy places the organism in Eukaryota, Ciliophora, Oligohymenophorea, Peniculida, Parameciidae.